UAGGGCCGUUGAAUGCUUUCUGUUUUGGGUCACCUCUUGUAGUUGAGGGUCCGUUCUCUGUCUGGUUUCUUUUGCUUUUUGAUCGAUCUUCCUGUCUUGGCUCUUCUGUAUCACUUACUGUUGUCGAGAUUCGUCAGAGUUCUGGGCUUUUGCGCCCUGUAGACACUGAAAUCCAUGGUCAUCUGGAUCCUAUGGAUCCAUCUUCCGUUCAGUCCACUCUUUCAGUCGAAGAAGAUGAGUGGGACACUGAAGGAUUCGUGAUACCAAGCUUGGUAGGAGAGUCGAGUAAGCCUGAUGUUUCAGAAGUGAAUGACUUGAAACCUUCUCCCAAGAACGGGCAGGCCAAAAAGGAAGAGGAAAAGAUCUACUUGGGACCACACGGUGCUCCUCCUUCACAAGCAAAGCAGCAAGAGCUGAACGCAAGUAGGCGGAAGCAGCGGUUUAAGCAGAAGUUGAAGGAAGCAGACAGAAAGUACACAGGAUCAGGGCGGGAAAAUAAGGUGGAUAGCCUGCGUGAACUUGUUGGUGGUGGCAAAGUAAAUGUUAACAAGUAAAGGGUUCCAUGAGGGAAUGGGUCGACCCACAUUGCCAUGAAUCUCAAGUUUGAGGUCUUACUAGGGUCACAUCUUCAUCAAUAAGUGGAAUCUGUUAUACUAGCUUGAGAUUAAAGUCUUCAUUUUCUGCCUUUCAGUACUAUAAAUAAAGCUCUUUGUGUGUGUGUG
Molecule: messenger RNA, 722 nt
Organism: Telopea speciosissima
Lineage: Eukaryota; Viridiplantae; Streptophyta; Magnoliopsida; Proteales; Proteaceae
Exons: 3
Coding region: 192-554 (120 amino acids)
Source: RefSeq, a predicted model, not a curated record